ACAACUCCAAGUCUACCCCUUUUCAGGCAAAAACGUAAAAGUAAUUAUGAAAUCAACGCUAUUUUCUCCUUCCUAAUCAAGUUUAUUAAUCACAGUUGGAGUAGAGCAAUUCGGAUAAUCUCGUGGUAGUCUCCAGUGGACUUACUCGCCCGAGCUACUGACCUGGGCUCCGGGGUUAGGGUUUUUGGAUCGUUGCAUGUGAUGGUGGAGAAAUGGCGUCGACGAUGAACGGAAGGCGACGUCAUACACGGCCGUACAAGGAUCGUUACGUGAACGUGCCAUUUCAAGUUGACGAAGACGGCUCCGCCGGCGGCUUUGACGCCGACGACAUCGGCGCCGUUGACGAACGGAUCAAUAGCGGCGCUCGGGAGAUGCGAGCUGUCAACUCCAUGCCAAUAGCGACUAUACUAACUAGCCCCGGCGGAGCUCCCAUGGCAUCACGGACUAGUGAGCUCACCAUCUCUUUCGAAGGCGAAGUCUAUGUUUUCCCUGCUGUUCCUCCCGAAAAGGUGCAGGCGGUACUUUUGCUAUUGGGAGGGCGUGAUGUACCACGUAGUAUACCUAGUUCUGAAUUUCUGUUGCAACAAAAUUGUAAGACUACAGAUGAUGGUUCCAGUCAACCAAAUGUGUCUAGACGAAUUGCGUCAUUGGUUAGAUUUCGUGAGAAGAGGAAAGAGAGAUGCUUUGAGAAGAAGAUUCGGUACACUUGCAGAAAAGAAGUUGCACAGAGGAUGCAUCGGAGAAAUGGACAAUUUGCCUCUUUAAAAGAUGCAGGAAAAGCUGCUGAAAAUUGGGAGUCAGGCGAAGGCACUCCUCAUCAAGAACACGUUUCACGCAGGUGUCAACAUUGUGGGGUUAGUGAAAAAUCAACUCCAGCAAUGCGACGGGGGCCAGGAGGUCCAAGAACUCUCUGCAAUGCUUGUGGAUUAAUGUGGGCUAACAAGGGAACUUUGCGGGAUCUUACUAAGGGAGGACGAAGUGCAUGCUUCGACCAAAGCGAUCCGGAAACUCCAGAGAUGAAGGCUUCUAGCAUGGAACCUGAAAAUUCAUAUCAUAACCAGGAUGAAGAGGGAAGUUCAGAAGAUGCAAAACCCAUGUUUGUGGAGUCUGGUUGCCCUUCACUUAGACCAAAUGCACAGGAUUUGCUGGAAACUGCUCAAGGACUUAGUGGUGAUUCUCCUGUUGGAUUAGGAAAUUCAUCAAUUAACCUGGAUGGACAGGUAUAUAUGCUCCAUUUUACCAUUUGUGGGUUUGAGGAGAGUGGGUGAGGUUGGGGUUUUCAGUGGAUCAUGCUGUUGCUCCUUGGAACACCUCAUCAAGGGUAGCUUUGGUUUUGAUUGAUAUACAUUAUGUACAGUUCCAAAAUUAGAUGCUCUGUGUUUUAGUGGAAGAGAGACUUUAUACGUCCAUGGUGACAAGCUUCCUGACUUGAUACUAGUAGUUAAUCUAUUGACUAACUCAGGGGGCCAUGAUGCUUCCAUACUUAUUCUAACAUUUGGCUAGCAGAGACUAUUGGCUCUUUUUUUCUUGCAACUAUUAGCUUAGAUGAACUUUGUUAAAUGCUUGCAAUUCUGGACUUAUUACUAGCAUGCAAAUAUUAAUUCCCUAACUAUUUUUUCCCUCGUCUCUUUGCAUGAAGAAACCAGUUGUGAUAGUUGAAUUGUAAAGUUAAUUUCAUUUUCGUUUUUUGAAAGCAAAAAAAAA
Molecule: messenger RNA, 1704 nt
Organism: Coffea eugenioides
Lineage: Eukaryota; Viridiplantae; Streptophyta; Magnoliopsida; Gentianales; Rubiaceae
Product: GATA transcription factor 19-like
Exons: 10
Coding region: 213-1268 (351 amino acids)
Biological process (GO): regulation of DNA-templated transcription
Molecular function (GO): protein binding; sequence-specific DNA binding; zinc ion binding
Source: RefSeq, a predicted model, not a curated record